Populus trichocarpa (black cottonwood) is the source of this 2477-nucleotide messenger RNA. RefSeq lists its product as uncharacterized. Bases 124 to 2391 code for a protein of 755 amino acids. NCBI's taxonomy places the organism in Eukaryota, Viridiplantae, Streptophyta, Magnoliopsida, Malpighiales, Salicaceae. The record is from RefSeq and is a predicted model, not a curated record. The transcript has 13 exons.
AUUUAAAAUAAAGAAGGAAAGGCCAUUGUCCAUUUUUAAACCUUUCUUCCUUCGCUACUGCUCCGCCUCCUAUUAUUCUCACUUUCUCCUAUUCUUUUUAUUACUCAUUUGAUUUUCGAAAGCAUGGCGGAGGAAUUCGGAAGAUCGGUUCAAGACGGGCUGAAACUGUCAAAAAGGAUUUACCUGGGGAAAGACAGGGCGGUGACGCCACCCAAGCCACCGUCCCACAUGGAUAAAUCACCAGUGGCCUAUUUGCCAACGGCACCGAUGGUUUAUGCAGUUAUAUCAAACCCAGCGAUUGUGGAUAACCCGGAUAUACCAAGUUACCAGCCGCACGUGCAUGGCAGAUGUGACCCCCCAGCAUUGAUUCCUCUCCAGAUGACCCGGAUUGAAUUGGAAGCGGAUUCUUAUCUGGAUACUGCUUUUGUUAAAAUCAGUGGAUCAUGGAGGGUUCAUUGUGUUAUGGGAAGUGAAAGCUGUGAUUGCCGUCUAGCCGUCCCUAUGGGCGAGCAGGGCUCAAUUCUAGGUGUUGAGAUUGAGGCUUCUAGAAAGUUGUAUUAUACGGAAUUGGUUGCUAUUGAAGAUAGAAAAGAUUUGGAAAAGGAAGUUAGGAUUGAAAAUGGAGGCUUUCUGAAGCCACAUACAUUUACCAUAACGAUACCCAAAGUUGACGGGGGAUCAACGCUUUCCAUUAAAGUUAGAUGGAUGCAGAAAUUACUGUACCACAAUGGGGAGUUCUCCUUGAUUGUGCCAUUCAGUUUUCCAGAGUAUGUAACUCCUCAUGUAAAGAAGCUACCCAGAAAAGAAAAGAUACAAUUGAAUGUAACCACUGGUACUGGAACUGAAAUUGUGUGCAAGACAAGUAGUCAUCCUUUGAAGGGAUUGAGGCGUGAAGUUGGAAAACUGGGUUUCUCAUAUGAAUCAGAAGUUCUCACUUGGACAAAUAUUGACUUUACUUUCUCAUAUGCUGUCUCUUUUAGUCAUAUAUUUGGUGGAGUGCUUUUGCAAUCUCCAUCUCUUCAUGAUGUUGAUCAAAGAGAUAUGUUUUGUGCCUAUCUUUUUCCUGGAGGUCAUCAUAGUAGGAAGGUGUUCAGAAAGGAGAUAGUGUUUGUUGUUGAUAUAAGUGGAAGCAUGGAAGGAGCACCCCUUGAGGGUACAAAGAUCGCCUUAUCUGCAGCACUCACAAACCUUGAUUCCAAAGAUUCGUUCAACAUCAUAGCUUUUAAUGGAGAGACUUAUCUUUUUUCGUCGUCAAUGGAAUUGGCCUCUGAAGAUACAGUUGAAAGGGCUGUUGAGUGGAUGAGUAUGAAUUUAAUUGCUGGUGGUGAUACAAAUAUCUUGGUUCCUCUAAAACAGGCAACAGAAAUGCUAUCAAAAUCUGGAGGCUCAAUUCCUUUCAUCUUCCUUGUUACUGAUGGGGCUGUUGAAGAUGAAAGACACAUUUGUGAUAUAAUGAAAAGUCAUAUAACAGGCGGAGGAUCGAUACAUCCACGUAUUUGUACCUUUGGGAUAGGUUCAUACUGCAAUCAUCAUUUCCUACGAAUGCUUGCAAUGAUUAGCAGGGGUCAAUAUGAUGCUGCCUACGACAUAGAUUCAGUUGAGUCUCGAAUGCAAAAGUUGUUGAGCAGAAUCUCAUCUACAAUCAUUGCAAAUAUAACCAUCAAAGCCUUUGAUGAUCUUGAUGAAGUUGAGGUAUACCCUUCUCGGAUUCCAGACCUUUCUUCUGAUAACCCAUUGAUUGUUUCAGGGAGAUUUCAGGGAAACUUCCCUGACACUGUUGUAGCUACAGGUUUUUUUGGAGAUUUGAGUAAUUUUUCUUUAGACUUGAAAGUACAAAAGGCAAAGGACAUACCUCUUCACAGUGUUUCUGCAAAGCAGCAAAUAGAUCUACUCACUGCGCAGGCAUGGUUUUCAGAAAAUAAACAGCUUGAGGAGAAGGUUGCCAAAUUGAGUAUACAAACUGGUGUUAUCUCGGAAUAUACUUGUAUGUCAUUACUUGAGACUGAUAGAGGAAAUCAAGCGGCAGAAUCACCUGGAGGGCAUAAGUUACCAUGGCAAGUUAAUCCCCAGAAGGUAGACUCUCAAGGCCGGAGAAGAAUAUUUCUAAGGAACCUUGGUGUUGGUUUUGGCAAUUUGACUGCAACGGCUGAAAACCUUCGUCCAGGAGCUGAAGAGUCAAAGUUGCCCGAGGCAGCAGAAAUUAUCAUUAAGGCAGCUUCCAAUUGCUGUAGCAUAAUGUGUAAACAAUGUUGCUGUAUGUGCUGCGUCCAGUGUUGCUUCAAGAUAAACAACCAAUUCGCAAUAGUCUUAACACAGCUCUGCACUGCUGUAGCGUGCUUUGGCUGCAUCGAGUGCUGCUCAGAAAUAUGUUGCGGAGGACAAGAAACAUGAUCUGAAUCUCUUUUGUGAACAUUAUAUAUUAAAUUUAUUUUACCACCACGGCAUAUAAUGAUAAUUGUUGAAAGCAUUAAUGUCCA